Lecanosticta acicola is the source of this 840-nucleotide messenger RNA. NCBI's taxonomy places the organism in Eukaryota, Fungi, Ascomycota, Dothideomycetes, Mycosphaerellales, Mycosphaerellaceae. The record is from the annotation of a GenBank genome assembly.
AUGUCUGCCUCUGCCCUCCCGACAGGCUUUGAAGGAUACAGCAAGCUUGCCGACUCAGUCUACAUCUACCAAUCAACAAGAGAUCCAUCGAAUACCACGAGCACCAUGCCAUCCCUCAUAGUUCUCUGUGCUUGGAUGAACGCGUCGUCCAAGCAUGUGGCCAAAUACACCAGCGGUUACAAGAAGCUGUAUCCCAAAGCCUCAAUCCUCGUCAUUCAGUCAAGACUCGAGGAUGUCUUCGCAAGCGACAAGCUGCAAGCACCCCGGCUGAAAGUAGCCUGCGACAUUGUCUCAAGCCAUAAGAAGUCAGAGAACGCGGGGUCUGUUGUUUUGCACGCGAUGUCGAACGGUGGCGGGGUUGCGGCAGCACGCAUGGGCCAGAUAUUCCACGACCGGGGGCAAACAAGAGUGUUUGACAAGCUUGUGUUGGACUGUCUUCCAGGAAUCUACGAUCUCCGCCAAAUUACGACCGCCGUCUCGAUGAACCACCUCCCCAAGAGCCCGGUAUUGCGAUUUCUGGUCUGGUGGUAUGUCUACUUCCGAAUUGGCUUCUUCUCAUUUCUCGGUUCCUUGAUCGGUAGAGAGGAGGACAUUUCGAAGCUGCGUCGCCGCCUGAACGAUCCAAAGCUGUUCUACACAGGUGCAGCUCGGCUGUACAUGUAUUCAAAGAACGAUGCUCUCAUCCACCAUUGGGCUGUACGUGAGCAUGCGAUGGAGGCUACAAAGCGAGGAUAUCGGACACAGGAAGUCGUGUAUGAGAAAGCAAACCAUUGCGCUCUCCUGAUGGAUGGACCUGAGAAAUACUUCAACGCUAUCAAGGACUUUGUGGAGGAGCAGUGA